This is a messenger RNA of Pan troglodytes (chimpanzee), 6024 nucleotides long. It is a transcript of the gene ANKRD28, whose product is annotated as ankyrin repeat domain 28. The record is from RefSeq and is a predicted model, not a curated record. Gene Ontology annotation, molecular function: protein binding. The transcript has 29 exons. Bases 1645 to 4344 code for a protein of 899 amino acids. Lineage: Eukaryota; Metazoa; Chordata; Mammalia; Primates; Hominidae. Gene Ontology annotation, cellular component: nucleus.
ACUUGCUAAAACCACUGUUAGUCAGCAGAGGCAGUACACCAGAUUUCCUUGUGGCUUUUAGUGGAAAAUGUUAAAAGCUCACUCAUUUUUCAGUUAUAGAAUUUUUUAGUUUGAUUUGGAUUAGUCACAGAACUGGCAUGAACCUUCUAAUUGUGAAGGCUGUCCAAAUGCACUAUUUUUUUCUCCUGCUAGAGGAAGUUACAUCCCGAGAAGUAGCUCAGAUCUCUGGUAAGUGUAACAUGUGAGCAUUACUAGGCAUUUCAUCCUGCGGGUCUGCAGUCUUUGCUCUUCAGACUGUUGCUCCGUUGGAAUGCUUCUGUGGGACCGAUACUGAGGUUCUAUAGAUAUUUUUUAAGGACCUACUCGUUUGGGGAUGUCAGUGGUGUUUUGCAAGAUCAUCUGAGGAACAGGAAAGCAUUUGAAAUCUGAAAAGGAUAACUGUGGCGGUUUUCACAGUGGAAGGAAACUAUAUUGGCAAAGAGGCAGAUGACUGAAUAAAGUAGUUGGCUCAAAGAAGAUGCACAGUCUGCUAUUUUUUUCUCUGAAUGAAGACUGUUUAAUGGAAGCUGUAUUCAUGUGGAGAUCAAAGGAAACACUGGAAUGAUACACUACUAUGUUCCCCCCCCCUUUUUUUUUUUAAAGAAAACAAAAAGCCUGAAGCAGUAAUUUGAGCUCAAAUGCCUUCUAAUUCCUUCACAGCCUGCUUGUUCUACUAGGAUUCUCCACUAACACCAUUUCUGCCUGGUGCCUGUGCCCUUUUGCUGGAGCAGCCACAGACAACUGCCUGAUGGAGAAAGAAUGAACGCUCUGCCUUGCUUAUGCUAUCGAUGGGAAUAAAGCUAACUGUGUUUCUUCUAUUAUAUGGGAAAUCUGGAUUAAUCAAGCUGUAUUCUAGUACCAAGAGUCGUAUUGUCUCUUGUGGUCUGACUCAUCACAUGUAAAUGUACUGCAGCUUUGCUAUUAAUGCAGAGUGGUUUUUUUUUUGUUUUUUUUGUUUGUUUUUUUUUUUUGCCCCUUUCCCAAACACUGAAAGAAUUGUUAACCUCUGAGCUUCAUUUUCAGGAUUUGUGCUGAGCUCUAGAUCUUUUUUCUGUGAAUAGUAUCUGCAUUAAACCAGUGAUGAAGAAAUGAAGACAAAUUAGAAGUGGAAACAGAAUAGAAAAUAAAUCCCUACAUUCUCCACCUUCUGGAAAUGUAUUGGUAAGAUAUCCAUCACUGGUGCAAGCUAUAUUUAACGGAGAUCCUGAUGAAGUUCGAGCACUAAUAUUUAAGAAAGAAGAUGUUAACUUUCAGGACAAUGAAAAGCGAACCCCAUUGCACGCCGCAGCUUAUCUUGGAGAUGCAGAAAUCAUUGAACUUCUUAUUUUAUCUGGAGCUAGAGUUAAUGCCAAAGACAGCAAAUGGUUGACACCUUUACACAGAGCAGUUGCAUCUUGUAGUGAGGAAGCAGUUCAGGUACUUUUGAAGCAUUCUGCAGAUGUUAAUGCUCGAGACAAAAAUUGGCAAACCCCUUUACAUAUAGCUGCUGCUAAUAAAGCUGUAAAGUGUGCUGAAGCUUUGGUACCUCUUCUGAGUAAUGUAAACGUAUCUGAUCGAGCAGGGAGGACUGCAUUACAUCAUGCAGCUUUCAGUGGACAUGGUGAGAUGGUCAAACUACUCUUGUCUAGAGGUGCCAAUAUUAAUGCUUUUGACAAGAAAGAUAGGCGUGCUAUCCAUUGGGCAGCAUAUAUGGGUCACAUUGAAGUAGUGAAAUUGCUUGUGUCGCAUGGAGCUGAAGUGACAUGCAAGGAUAAAAAGUCUUAUACACCUCUUCAUGCAGCAGCCUCUAGUGGAAUGAUCAGCGUAGUCAAGUACCUUCUAGAUCUUGGAGUUGAUAUGAAUGAAACAAAUGCCUAUGGAAAUACACCUCUUCAUGUAGCCUGCUAUAAUGGACAAGAUGUUGUAGUGAAUGAACUUAUAGACUGUGGUGCUAUUGUAAAUCAAAAGAAUGAAAAAGGAUUUACUCCUUUGCACUUUGCUGCUGCAUCAACACAUGGAGCAUUGUGUUUAGAGCUUCUAGUUGGCAAUGGGGCCGAUGUCAAUAUGAAGAGUAAAGAUGGGAAAACCCCACUACACAUGACUGCUCUCCACGGUAGAUUCUCCCGAUCACAAACCAUUAUCCAGAGUGGAGCUGUAAUCGACUGUGAGGAUAAGAAUGGAAAUACCCCUUUGCACAUAGCAGCACGGUAUGGCCAUGAGCUGCUGAUCAACACUCUUAUUACAAGUGGUGCUGACACUGCAAAGCGUGGCAUACAUGGAAUGUUCCCCCUCCAUUUGGCAGCCUUAAGCGGCUUUUCAGAUUGCUGCAGAAAACUUCUUUCUUCAGGAUUUGAUAUAGAUACCCCAGAUGAUUUUGGCAGGACUUGUCUACAUGCAGCUGCAGCUGGAGGGAAUUUGGAGUGCCUAAACCUUCUGCUGAAUACUGGUGCAGACUUUAAUAAAAAGGACAAAUUUGGGAGAUCUCCACUGCACUACGCUGCUGCCAACUGCAAUUACCAGUGCCUGUUUGCUCUUGUGGGAUCAGGAGCAAGUGUGAAUGACCUUGAUGAAAGAGGCUGCACACCCCUGCACUAUGCAGCUACAUCAGACACAGAUGGCAAGUGCCUGGAAUACUUAUUAAGAAACGAUGCAAAUCCAGGGAUCCGUGAUAAGCAAGGAUACAAUGCAGUUCAUUAUUCAGCUGCUUAUGGUCACCGUCUAUGUCUUCAGCUGAUUGCAAGUGAAACUCCUCUAGAUGUUUUAAUGGAAACCUCAGGAACAGACAUGCUGAGUGAUUCAGAUAAUAGAGCAACAAUAAGCCCUUUACACUUGGCUGCCUAUCAUGGUCACCAUCAAGCACUGGAAGUGUUGGUACAGUCUUUGUUAGAUCUUGAUGUCAGAAAUAGUAGUGGAAGAACACCCCUAGAUCUUGCAGCUUUUAAGGGCCAUGUUGAAUGUGUGGAUGUACUCAUUAAUCAGGGAGCCUCAAUCUUAGUAAAAGAUUACAUUUUGAAGAGGACACCUAUACAUGCAGCAGCAACAAAUGGUCAUUCAGAAUGCUUACGGCUAUUAAUAGGAAAUGCAGAACCACAGAAUGCAGUGGAUAUUCAAGAUGGAAAUGGACAGACGCCUCUGAUGCUAUCUGUUCUCAACGGGCACACAGACUGUGUUUACUCAUUGCUGAACAAAGGAGCAAAUGUAGAUGCCAAAGAUAAGUGGGGAAGGACAGCGUUGCAUAGAGGGGCAGUUACAGGCCAUGAAGAAUGUGUAGAUGCAUUACUUCAACAUGGUGCUAAGUGCUUACUUCGGGAUAGCAGGGGCCGGACGCCUAUACACCUGUCUGCUGCCUGUGGACACAUUGGUGUUCUCGGAGCCCUUUUGCAGUCAGCAGCAUCUAUGGAUGCAAAUCCAGCCACAGCAGACAAUCAUGGAUAUACAGCACUUCACUGGGCUUGCUACAAUGGUCACGAGACAUGUGUAGAACUGCUUUUAGAACAGGAAGUUUUCCAGAAAACGGAAGGAAAUGCUUUUAGUCCAUUGCAUUGUGCCGUGAUAAAUGACAACGAAGGUGCUGCUGAGAUGUUAAUUGAUACAUUAGGUGCCAGCAUUGUGAACGCCACAGAUUCAAAAGGAAGAACUCCUCUCCAUGCAGCCGCCUUCACAGACCAUGUAGAGUGUUUACAGCUGCUGCUCAGCCAUAAUGCUCAAGUCAAUUCUGUGGACUCUACAGGGAAAACACCUCUUAUGAUGGCUGCAGAAAAUGGACAAACAAAUACAGUUGAGAUGCUGGUUAGCAGUGCUAGUGCAGAACUGACUUUACAAGAUAACAGUAAAAAUACUGCCCUCCAUUUGGCUUGUAGCAAGGGUCAUGAAACUAGUGCCUUGUUAAUACUGGAAAAGAUAACAGAUAGAAACCUCAUCAAUGCAACCAACGCAGCCUUGCAAACACCUCUGCAUGUUGCUGCCCGAAAUGGGCUAACAAUGGUGGUUCAGGAACUUUUGGGAAAAGGAGCAAGUGUGCUUGCAGUAGAUGAAAAUGGCUAUACCCCAGCUUUGGCCUGUGCUCCCAAUAAGGAUGUGGCUGAUUGCCUGGCUCUCAUUUUGGCCACCAUGAUGCCUGUCUCAUCAAGUAGUCCUUUAUCAUCCUUAACAUUCAAUGCCAUUAACCGUUAUACCAACACCUCAAAAACAGUCAGCUUUGAAGCUUUGCCCAUCAUGAGGAAUGAACCUAGCUCCUAUUGCAGUUUCAAUAACAUUGGAGGGGAACAGGAGUACUUAUACACUGACGUGGAUGAGCUCAACGACUCCGAUUCUGAGACCUACUGAGAGGCUGAGGAGGAGGGAGUUCUCACAGUAAAGCUUCAAACUGUGCUUUUUCAGGAAAAAGGCACUUCGAUAUUCACGUAGAAAUUCAACCUAAGAGGAAAGAUCGCACAGUGAGCCAAUGUUAAGAGAUCUGAUGACAUUAGGAGGAAGAGUUUUAAAGGCAAGUUUUACAAAAGGAACUUCUAGAAUCUUGAAAUAGACCUGACUGAGGAAAACACAUUGAUGUCAGAAUUCUUUGUGGAAUUGUUUAAUUUGGUUUUGCAGUGCCAGGAACAAUUGGGGACACUGUGCACUCUAACCUGCUUACACAAGCAACACUAUUGUAACAGAAGAAAUAAAGACACUAGAUUUAAAUUUUAUCAAUAAAAUUACAACUAAAUUUAAAGGCAAUAAAAGUUUGGUACAGUAGGCAUUAUGUGCACAGCAAAUUGCAAAAGGACCAAGUAACUGAAAGGUUUUUUUAAUAAAAUGCCAUUUUGUGGAAACUGGAGUAGAUUAAAUGAAACAUUACCUAAACCAAACUGCAAUAUUUCUGGAAAUGAAGCUGAGAUUUGGUUUUAAAUGUUGAGUUUUUUUGGGUUGUUUUUUUUUUGUUUGUUUUUUUAAGAAAACAUCUGAAAGCCUUCCAAUGCUGUAUUAAACCAUGAGAGAAAGCAGAUGUAUUUUUACAUUUUUUUCUUUUACAGAACUAUUUCAAAUUUCCAAUUUUUAUACUAUUAGAAUUAAAAACCAGCUGACUGGGUGCAAUACGGGUGAAAAUACUUGUGACAUAGACAUUGAGAUGGAUUGGGGUCAGGCUGUUGCCCUGUUUUGAAUGGUUUGGGUUUAAAAUAGUACUAUUUUUGUUUGAAAAUGUAAAGAAUUUCCUAGAAAAAAAUUCAUGAAAUCAAAAAGUAGACUAUUUCACCCUAUUGCAGCUAAGUGGUCCUGGGGCAUGGAGUCUUCAACCUCUCUACUUUGAAUGGCACACCUUAGUCACUUAUGUUACUUUUGUGUCCCCACCAUGGGUUGGGGGAUUUUUUGUUUAUUCUGAUCUAUGAGUUUUGAAAAAGUGAAUAAUCAAAAGGAAAAUAAUUCCUUGUUGUUCAUAAAUUAAACAUCACUAAAGUCUCUUGAAAGGCAUUUCUGAAUUGGGCAAGAUUUAAAAUACUAAAGCCUUAGGUCCUAUUCAUAUUUAAAGUAGCAUGUUUGUAACCUGUUACUAUUUGGAGAGAGAAGCAGUUGCCUGCCAAAUUGAAGACUACCUUUCAAAUAGCAAAAGAGAGAGAGAAGGCUGAUAUUUCGGCUUUUAAAUAAAGAUUUGUGUGGUUCUGCUUUUACUGUAACUGUCACUUUCCCAGUGAAAAUGAUUUCAUAUACAUUGAGGGUCUUACAGGUAUGGGUAAAGUUCUAUAAAUUGCAACAAAAUGAUACCCAAUUUCAUUUUAUCCUUUUUGUAUUGUGAAACUGGAAACUUUAUGACAUUGUAAAUUAUCAGCUGGUUUUUCUGAAUAUAAAGUGUGAAAACACAGAACAGUAUUUUGAUCUAUUUGAUAAUUUUGUGGGUUUUUUGAAGAAUUAAUGAGCAUGUACAUAGAAAUAGUGACUGCUUGAAUACUGUAUUUACUUGCACUCUUUCAGUACAUCAAGAUUCCUGUAUAUUUUAGAGUAUAAUAAAACACAGAUGUGAGUUGUAUUUAA